Echinops telfairi (small Madagascar hedgehog) is the source of this 8110-nucleotide messenger RNA. It is a transcript of the gene MYO18B, whose product is annotated as myosin XVIIIB. The record is from RefSeq and is a predicted model, not a curated record. Gene Ontology annotation, cellular component: myosin complex. Gene Ontology annotation, molecular function: ATP binding; cytoskeletal motor activity; protein binding. The transcript has 44 exons. The coding region runs from base 195 to 7841 and encodes 2548 amino acids. NCBI's taxonomy places the organism in Eukaryota, Metazoa, Chordata, Mammalia, Afrosoricida, Tenrecidae.
UCUCGGUUUGGUGGGGCAGUGCAGAGGCUCACUGGGGAGCCCUCCUGGGUGGCGGCAGCUCCUGUGACCGUGACCUCGCGUGGAGAAGAACCUCGUCCUGUGCUGUGUGCCAGGGACUGCUUCCUCAUCUCCUCAUCUCAUCAUCCCAUCUCAUCAUCCCAUCUCAUCAUUUCACAGCCUGGACCUGCCUCAUCAUGGCCAUCUCAUCACGCCUCGCCCUUUGGGAGCAGAAGAUUCGGGAAGAGGACAAGAGCCCCCCACCCUCCUCCCCACCCCCUCUGUUCUCUGUCAUCCCAGGGGGCUUCAUUCGGCAACUGGUCCGGGAGACUGAGAAAGAAUCCAAAGAAAGCCAACGGAAGAAGCAGGCAGCUCUCAGCCCGCUGCCAGCACAAGAGACCAUAGAACUUCCCAACAGCCAACCCAACAGCAAGUCUGACAGUGUCACCAAAUCUGGAAGCCAACAGGGUCCCCAGGUCACCCAGCCAAGCUCUCUCCAGGACUCCAACAUUCCCAGUAAGGAGAGCCAGGGGGCCAGUGGCACGGGACCCCUGCUGAUGGCCAGCAUCAAUGGUGAGAAGCCCCAAGAGUCUGGCCCCAGUGAGAACCCCACCAAAAGAACCCUGCCCUUGAAGAGGGGUGUGAGGAGGGGUGACGUGCUAUUGAUGGUAGCCAAGCUGGACCCUGACUUGGCCAAGGCGGAGCAGAAGACCCACCCUCAGGAUCCCCCCACUUCAAAGACCUUGCCCCAAGCCAAAGACCCUGGGGGCGGAAAGGAAGGAUUAGCCCCAGGAUAUUCCAGGGGCCCCAAGGCCAGCAGAGAGAAGCCAACCCUGAAGGCUGAGAAGACCCUGGCGGGGAACCAUGGGGGCUCAGCGCACAGAAGUGUGUCCUUGCCCAAAGAACAGCUGGGUGAGGGCUCAGUGAGGUCAGGGGCUGACCCUGCCCAGACCAUAGGACUUAAAGUGGGUAAGGCCAAGGAGAAGGAGGCUCAAGGUCCCAAGCCCCAAGUCCCAGGGCCUGGUGAGGGAGGACAGUCAGGGGCAGAAGAGAAGGAGACAGAGGCCCCCCCAAACAAGAUGGAGAAUGGCGGUCCCUCAAAGAAUGCAGUGGGUGAAGGCCAGCAAGCUGGGCCUCACAGCCAGGUGAGGAAAUGGGGGGGCUCCCUGGGCAGAAAGGCCAAGUGGAAUGACCCCCAGAGUAAGAAGGACAAUGAAGGUGAACUUCCGAGGAAGGAGGAGAAGGCAGGUGAGCCCCACCUCAAGACAGAGAAGAUGGAGAAAGCUCCAGGGGAUGGAGGGGCACCCCUGAUGGUGACAGAAAAGAUGGGUGAGGCUCAGACGAAGGUGGAGGAGGUAGGACAACCGCAGAGUCAGCCUGGGGAGGUGGGUGGCCCUCAGGGAAAGUCGGACGUGGCCUGUGCUGCCCCUGAGCAGGGGGUUACAAGGGCAGCAUCCACAGUGGCAGACAGAAGGGAGGACUUGCCAACAAACAGAGGGCAGAAGGGGGAGGGGCCUGACCCAAGAGCAGAUGCCAUGGCCAAGGUCUUGGAGGUGGAGCUGCAAGGCCUGGGAUCUGCUCUGGAGGCCCCGGUGGAUCAGCCCCAGACGCCGGAGAAUCAGGAGAGGCCGGCCCUGCAGGAGGGGGAUCCAGGAGGCCACAGCGGUGACUCCGAUCAGGUUCUUGCGGAUAGAUGGUAUGAGGCCGAGAAAGUCUGGCUGGUUCAGAAGGCUGGAUUUACCCUUGCAACCGUCCUGAAACCAGACGAGGGGACAGCUGACCUGCCCCCAGGAAGGGUGAGACUUUGUGUAGAUGCGGACAAAGCCAUCAUCGAAGUGGAUGAGGAUCAUGUGCACCGGGCCAACCCUCCUGAGCUGGACCAGGUGGAGGACCUGGCCUCUCUCAGCAGCGUGAACGAGUCCAGUGUCUUGAACACACUUCUGCAGCGCAGCCGAAGCCAGCUGCCAUACACCUGCACAGGGCCUGACCUGGUCGUCCUCCAGCCCCCGGAGCCUGCAGCACCAUCUGCAGGGAAGGUGCCCAGGGGCCGCCGAUAUGGUCUGCCUGCCCACAUCAGCUCCCUGGCCCAGCGGGCAUACUGGUCACUGUUGAGCCAGCGGAGGGACCAGAGCAUUGUGGCCUUGGGCCGGAGUGGCGCCGGGAAGACCGCAUGCAGCCAGCAGACCCUGGAGCACCUGGCGGCGCUGGCAGGCAGUGUGGACAACACAGUCUCAGUGGAGAAGAUCCGCGCCACCUUCACCGUGCUCCAGGCUUUUGGCUCUGUGUCCACGGGCCACAGCCACAGUGCUACCCGUUUCGCCAUGGUGAUGUCGCUGGACUUCAAUGCCGCAGGCCGUAUCACGGGUGCGCAGCUCCAGACAAUGCUUUUGGAAAAGAGCCGAGUGGCCAGGCGGCCUGAAGGGGAAGGUAACUUUAAGGUCUUCUCCCAGUUGCUCGCUGGACUGGCCCUGGAUCUCAGCAUCCCGCAGGUAGACUGGCUGUACCCCAUCGCCGUGUUUGAGCUAAGGUGCUGGCACGGAAUAUUGAAACCUGAAGACAAGCAGAAAGAAGCACUUGCCUUUGCCCAGCUCCAGGGGGCCAUGGAGACCCUGGGCAUCUUGGAGCAGGAACAACAAGCCAUCUGGAGGGUUCUGGCGGCCAUAUACCACCUAGGUGCCGCAGGUGCCUGCAAAGUGGGCCGGAAGCAGUUCAUGCACUUCGAGUGGGCGAACCGUGCAGCCGAGGUGCUGGGCUGCGAAUAUGAGGAGCUGAACCGAGCCACCUUCAAGCAUCACCUGCAGCAGAUCAUCGAGCAAGUGAAGGCCGGGUCCAGCCGCCGGGGCCUGGAGGAUGAAGAGACAAGUUCAGCUCCAGGGCUCAAGAUGACGAGUCUAGAGUGUCUGGAGGGGAUGGCCACAGGCUUGUACCAGGAGCUCUUUGCUGCUGUGGUCUCCCUCAUCAACAGAUCCUUCUCUUCCGACCACCUCUCCAUGGGCUCCAUCAUGGUGGUGGAUCCUCCGGGCUUCCAGAACCCCCGGCAUCAGGGCAGCGACCGGGCUGCCACCUUUGAGGAGCUGUGCCACAAUUAUGCCCACGAACGCCUGCAGCUGCUCUUCUAUCAGCGGACCUUCGUCUCCCUGCUGGAGCGAUGCCGAGAGGAGGGUGUUCCUAUGCCGUUUGACCUUCCAGAACCAUCUCCAGGGGCCACGGUGGCAGUUGUAGAUCAGAACCCUUCCCAGCUCCGCUUACCAGCUGCAGGUCCUACAGAGGACGCCAAGGGCCUUUUCUGGCUCCUGGAUGAGGAGGUCCGAGUGGAGGGCUCCAGUGAUAGCAUGGUGCUGGAGCGUCUAUCUGCAGCCUUCGAGCAGAAAGGAGUGGCGGCUGAAGAGGUCCCUGUCCUGCGUACCUGUGAACAGCCCCUGCACUGUGAGAUCUUCCACCAGCUGGGACAAGACCCUGUGCGCUACGACCUCACUGGCUGGAUCCACAGAGCUAAGCCCAACCUUUCCACCCUGGAUGCCCCCCAGGUCCUCUAUCAGUCAAAAAGGGAUGAGCUGAGAAGCCUGUUCCAGGCUCGGGCCAAGCUGCCCCCUGUCUGCAGGGCCGUGGCAGGCAUGGAGGGGACCUCCCAGCAGGCCUUGCAGCGGUGCUGCUCCGUGAGGAGAAUCUUCGCCAGCAGCCUGGCUGCAGUGAGGAGAAGGGCCGCGUGUGCCCAGGUCAAACUGCAGAUGGACGCACUGUUGAAUGUGAUCAGACGGUCCCAGUUACACUUCAUCCACUGCCUAAUGCCCCACCCCAUGGUGGAGAAGAGGGCCAGGCUGGAGUCUCUGCCUUCACCCCAGGCUGGGGGAGACAAGACAGGUGUGCCCCUGGCCGCGGACAUCCCAGCACUGCGGACCCAGCUGGCGGGCUUCCACAUCCUAGAGGCACUGCGUCUGCACAGGGCAGGAUACGCCGACCACAUGGGCUUCACGAAGUUCCGCCGGCGCUUCCAGGUCCUGGACCCUCCUCUCAGGAAGACGUUCAUGUCCAGCUCAGAGGGCCUGGAUGAGAAGAAGGCUGUGGAAGCACUCCUGCAGACCCUGGACCUGGAGAAGGAGGCGGUGGCCGUGGGGCAUAGCCAGGUGUUCCUUAAGGCUGGCGUGGUCUCCAGGCUGGAGAAGCAGCGGGAAAGACUGGUGUCUCAGAGCAUCAUCCUCUUCCAGGCUGCCUGCAGGGGCUUCCUGUCUCGCCAGGAAUUCAGAAAGUGUAAGAUCCUUCGCCUGGCCACCCGGUGCAUCCAGAGGAAUGUGGCUGUGUUCCUGCAGGUCCAGGACUGGCCGUGGUGGCGGCUCCUGGGGUCCCUGCGGCCCCUGCUGAGCACCACCUUGGGGGAGGAGCAACUGCGGGCCAAGGAGGAGGAGCUUACAGCGCUGAGACAGAAGCUGGAGAAGGCAGAGAGGACGAGGAAUGAACUGCGGCAGAAUGCAGACCUGCUGGACAGCAAGAUUGCUGACUUGACCACAGAGCUGGCGGAUGAGCGCUUCAAGGGGGAUGUGGCCUGUCAGGCUCUGGAGGUGGAGCGGGCAGAGCGGCUGAGGACCUUCCGAGAAGUGCAGGAGCUGAAGAGCAAGUGGGAGCAAGUGCAGAAGAAUUUGGGGGCAGUGGAGAAGCAGCUGGAAGAAGCUCAGCAGAAGAUUCAGUUGGAUGACGUGGGGAGAAGCCACACCGGAGAAGCCGGUGAAUGGCAAAUGCGCUUAGACUGUGCAAAGAUGGAAAACCAAUUCCUCAGAAAGCGUCUACAGCAAUGUGAGGGCAGGCUGGACUCAGAGAUGACAUCCAGGAACGAACUGGAGCAGAAGCUCGGGGAACUGCAGAGUGCUUAUGAAGGAGCCAAGAAGAUGGUUCACCAGCUAAAGAGGAAGUGCCACCAUCUGACCUGUGACCUGGAGGACACCCGUGUCCUGCUCGAGAACCAACAAAGCCGAAACCAUGAGCUGGAAAAGAAGCAGAAGAAGUUUGACAUGCAGCUGGCCCAGGCCCUGGGGGAGUCCGUGUUUGAGAAGGGCAUCCGGGAGAAAGUCACCCGGGAGAACACCAGCAUCCAGUGGGAGCUGGGCAAGCUGCAGCAACAGCUGGAGCAAAAGGAACGGGACACCUUGCAACUGAAGCAGGAGGUGGAGAGGCUGCAGGCCCACAAGCAGGAACUGCUGGGGGCCCCCUCAGUGGGGCAAAACGGCGUCGCCGACUUGAAGGAGAAACUCUGGAAGAUGGAAUCCCAUGCUGUCGAGCAGCAGAAAACCCAGACCCAGCAAGAAAACACCAUCAAGCAGCUGGAGCAGCUUCGUCAGCAGUUCGAGCUGGAGAUUGAACGUAUGAAACAGAUGCACCAGAAGGACCGUGAGGACCAGGAGGAGGAGCUGGAGGACAUGCGCCAGUCCUGCCAGAAGCGGCUCCGGCAGCUGGAAAUGCAGCUGGAGCAAGAAUAUGAGGAGAAGCAAGCGGUCCUGCAUGAGAAGCAGGAUUUGGAAGGCCUGAUUGGAACCCUGUGCGAUCAGAUUGGCCAUAGGGACUUUGAUGUGGAGAAGCGUCUUCGGAGGGACCUCAAGAGGACCCACGCACUCUUGUCGGAUGUGCAGCUCCUCCUCAGGGCUAUGGAGGACACCAAGACAUCAGUCAGCAAGGAGGAGCUGGAGAAAGUGCACAGCCAGCUGCAGCAGAGCGAAGUCAAAUGCGAGGAUGCCUUGAAGACCCAGAAAGCGCUGACCGCAGACCUGGAGAGCAUGCACAGCGAGUUGGAGAACAUGAGCCGCAGCAAGAACCUGGUGGAUGAGCAGUUGUACCGGCUGCAGUUUGAGAGGGCAGACCUCCUGAAGCGCAUCGAUGAGGACCAGGAUGACCUGAACGAGCUCAUGAAGAAGCACAAGGACCUCAUUGCCCAGUCUGCUGCGGACAUUGGACAGAUUCAAGAGAUGCAGCUGCAGCUGGAGGAAGCCAACAAGGAGAAGCACAAGCUUCAAGAACAAUUGCAGGUGGCCCAGAUGCACAUCCAGCACCUGGAGCAAUCCACUGUGGACAGAGCCAUUGUCAGCCGGCAGGAGGCAGUCAUUUGUGACCUGGAAAACAAGACAGAGUUCCAGAAAGUGCAGAUCAAGCGAUUCGAGGUCCUGGUGAUCCGGCUGCGUGACAGCUUAAUGAAGAUGGGUGAGGAGCUGGCAUGGGCAGCAGCCUCCGAGUCCCGGCAGCGGGAGAGUAGCCAGUACUACCAGCGGCGCCUGGAGGAGCUGAAGGCGGACAUGGAGGAGCUGGCACAACGAGAGGUGGAGGCAAGCCGGCGCUGCUUGAAGCUGGAAAAGUAUGUAGAGGAGCUUUCGGCCGUGAGGCAGACCCUCCAGACCGACCUGGAGACAUCUAUCCGAAGGAUUGCUGAUCUGCAGGCAGCCUUGGAAGAAGUGGCAUCCAGUGACAGUGACGUGGAAAGUGUCCAGACGACAUUGGACUGUGGAGGCCACAAAGAAAUGGAUAAUACCUCCACCUUCAGUUCCCAGCCUGAGAGCACCCUGCGGUCCUGGAUGAGUUGUACCCUAUCUCUGGCCACUGACACCAUGAGGAGCCCCUCUAGACAGUCAGUCAUCAGCAGCCGCACCCUCGGCCCCAGGAUGAAGAACAAGGAGGCUGGGGAUGCUGAGAAAGGCCAAGGACCCUCAGCGCCCACGGGAGCCUGCUGCACAUCCCCUGGGAGCUGGUCUGCUCCCUCUGCCAGCCUGCAGAAACACCACCACUUUGGGGACGGGGAAGGGUUUAGCCCCCAGAAGAAGAGAGGGGAGAACGUGGAAGCUCUGUCUUCAUCCCCGUUGUCAACCCAGAGUAGAGAGGCCUCCCCUCUGUCACGGGAGAAGCUGCCCAGUCCCUCGGCAGCCCUCUCGGAGUUCGUGGAAGGGCUGCGGAAGAAGAGGGCGCAGAAGGGCCAGGGCUCCUCACUGGCCCUGGAGGACUGGUCCACCCUGCCCAUCUACCAGACCACUGGGGCCGCCGCACUACGGAGGGGCCGGGCUAGCAGUGACGAGGGCGACCUCUCCCUGCGGCCAGGGGCCAGGUCCCCCCUGGAACCCGAGGGCACUGCGGGGCUCCUGCGCUCUAGCAGCCUGAGGUGUGUCUCGUCCUACAGCGCAACUGCCACCACGCCACCGCUGUCCGAGAGGGCCAAGACUCGGUUCAGUUCCUGUGAGUCCCUGAUCGAGUCUGGGUCCAGCUCCUUGAGAGACCGGAGCUCCUCGGAUCCAUCCAGGGACACCCUUGUGUCCCCCACGCUGGGCCCUCGGAGGCCAUUCCUGGACUCCUCCCUAGAUGAUGCCAGCCCCGCAGACCUGGGGCAGAAGCCGCUGGUCUUCCAGAAUAGCCAGUUCGCCCACCUCAUGGCUGGACCUCCAGGCCAGGAUCCACCCAACUGGAAGCUCCCCGGCCUCCAUUACCAGCCCAAGACCAAAGCAGAUUUCGACGACUUCCUCCCGGCCAUCCGCAAGCCUGAGGCGCCCAGCCCCUUGUCCAGGGCCACCAAGGACGGACAGGAGCACUCACAGCUGUCCAGCGUCCACUUUGAAACCGAGGACGCCGACUGCUCCUUCAGCACUGCUCUGCCCAAGGGCCUGAGCCCCAGGGAAGAGCAGGCUCAGCUCUCCGACUCUUCCUCCUCCUCUGGUUCCCUCCUGUCCUUUAAAAGUGGCGACAGCGUCAAGAGCCGGCCGAGAGCCCUGAGACUGGAGGGCGACGGUGGGGAGCGGACAUCGCCAGACAACAGAGAGCCGGGGGCAAGGAGGAAGGAGGAUGAUGUCGAGAGCAUCAUGAAAAAGUACCUCCAGAAGUAGGAGCCUGCGGACAAGCUCUGAUUCACGUCGGCCUCCGGAGGGGCAGCUGCCCUUGAAGUUUUCCCAACUGCACAGCUAUUUGGAGAGAGGGAGAAAUGGCCAGCCCUGGCCUCUGACCAGAUGCCCUCGCUGCAGAGCCAGUCAGCAUUGCUUACUGCAAGAUGGAGACAACCCCCUGGGGUGGGGAGGGGAACCUACCCUGUGGAGUUGUGGGUCUGCCCCCCUGCUUGGUCUGUACAAUAAAGAGUAGGCCCCUGGCCCUCCAUCCA